AGGCACUGAGAGGAAUCUGCGCGCGGUUAAAUCCAGCUCUGAUCUCCACUGCAUCUAAAGGUGUGUGAAACCGUUGAGGUUGGAAGUGCAAUGGCGUCCUCUGGAGACAUUCAGGUUAAGGAACUGGACAAGCGUGCCUCAGGACAGGCUUUUGAAGUCAUCCUGAGUCCUUCGGCUCCAGAUGCCAAGGGAGAAUUCCCACUUUCCACCCCCAAGAAGAAGGAGGUAUCUCUGGAUGAGAUCCAGAAAAAACUGGACGCGGCAGAGGAAAGACGCAAGAACCAUGAGGCAGAGGUCCUGAAGCACUUAGCUGAGAAACGAGAGCAUGAGAAGGAAGUCCUUCAGAAAGCAAUGGAGGAGAACAACAACUUCAGCAAGAUGGCAGAGGAGAAACUUAACCAGAAAAUGGAAGCCAACAAAGAAAACCGCACAGCACGCAUGGCAGCUAUGAAUGAGAAAUUCAAAGAGAAGGACAAGAAGCUCGAAGAGGUACGAAAGAACAAAGAAACAAAAGAUGGGGCAGAGGGUGAAGACUAAGUUUCCUCUCUCAUUUUCCUUUUCAUUUAGGGUAUAGUAUUGGGUUUUUUAAUGUAUCCAAAGAUUUAUUUUUUUUGUUCCAUUAAAUGGCCAGUUUUCCGUGUUUGGAUCCAUGUACUUGCCACUUUUUUAUUAAGGGGUUUUGGGGAAAAGCUGGUGCACAACAUUUCAUCAGUUUAUGUGUAUUCAGUUCUGUCUUUCAUCAUCCCCACUAACCUGUAGAUUUGUCCAGUUGCACCUCUAUAGCAUUUAAAAUGAGCAGUGUUUUACUGAUAGGGAAGCAUGCCUGUGUUAUGCAUAGGUCUAAUAUAUACAGUACUUGGUAUACUGCAUUGUGCAAGUCCACCUGUUCCCUUGUAUGUCAGUUCUGCCAUCCUAUGAGCUUAAUAAAGUUGCACAGUUGUUUGUUAUUGUACCAGUUUUGCCACUGCCUCUUUGUUGAUCUGUCAGUCAGCCAGAUUGUAAUGUGGAGUAAAAGAACUUCUUAAAAUGUGUACACUAUGAAGAUAAAUGGCAGAUUCUGUAUUCUAUAUGGAAAAUACGUUUUGCCAGAACAAUAAUUAGAUCUUUUUGGACACUUUUUGAUGUACUCUUUAUAAUCUGCAUGAGAUUCCUAGUGUGAAAACUAAACAUUUCAUUAUCCACAUGCCUUUCCUUUACUAGAUCAUACUUUUAUAGUAAUUCAUACUCAAUAUGCACUAAUAA
Messenger RNA from Sinocyclocheilus anshuiensis, 1242 nucleotides. RefSeq names its product stathmin-like. Gene Ontology annotation, molecular function: tubulin binding. Gene Ontology annotation, cellular component: cytoplasm; neuron projection. NCBI's taxonomy places the organism in Eukaryota, Metazoa, Chordata, Actinopteri, Cypriniformes, Cyprinidae. The record is from RefSeq and is a predicted model, not a curated record. The transcript is spliced from 5 exons. Gene Ontology annotation, biological process: neuron projection development; microtubule depolymerization; regulation of microtubule polymerization or depolymerization. Bases 91 to 537 code for a protein of 148 amino acids.